Messenger RNA from Oncorhynchus gorbuscha (pink salmon), 486 nucleotides. RefSeq names its product voltage-dependent P/Q-type calcium channel subunit alpha-1A-like. Lineage: Eukaryota; Metazoa; Chordata; Actinopteri; Salmoniformes; Salmonidae. The annotation marks the transcript as partial. Gene Ontology annotation, molecular function: high voltage-gated calcium channel activity. The transcript has 4 exons. The record is from RefSeq and is a predicted model, not a curated record. Gene Ontology annotation, cellular component: neuronal cell body; voltage-gated calcium channel complex; membrane. Gene Ontology annotation, biological process: chemical synaptic transmission; calcium ion import across plasma membrane.
UUGAAUGGAUGAUUUUGGCAACCAUCAUAGCUAACUGUAUCGUCCUGGCUCUGGAACAGCAUUUACCUGAGAAUGACAAAACUCCUCUUUCUGAGAGACUGGAUGAUACAGAGCCCUACUUCAUAGCCAUCUUCUGUUUUGAGUCAGGUAUAAAGAUUCUGGCUCUGGGCUUUGCCCUCCAUAAGGGCUCCUACCUGAGGAAUGGAUGGAACGCUAUGGACUUUGUAGUAGUGCUCACUGGUAUCUUGUCGGCGGUUGGCUCCGAAUUUGACCUGCGGACACUGAGAGCAGUCAGGGUUCUGCGACCACUUAAGUUGGUGUCAGGGAUUCCCAGCCUGCAGGUGGUACUCAAGUCCAUCAUGAAGGCUAUGAUCCCCCUGCUGCAGAUCGGACUGCUUCUCUUUGUGGCCAUUCUGAUGUUCGCCAUCAUCGGCCUUGAGUUCUAUAUGGGAAAGUUCCACACCACCUGUUUCGACAUCGCCACUG